UUUGCGCGCAGGAUGCGCUCGAGGACUACCACCGGAACACACUACAUUAAUGGCAAUAUUCGUGAAUACUUGAGAUUCAAAAUGAACACGAGCUGAUCUGAUAACAUGCCUGAUUUAAUAUUAACACCGACGGACGUUGUAAAGUUUCUGGGCGACUCUCCGGAGCUCAGCAACAUCAGCGCUGCUCCGGAGCAUCCGCACUUGCAUUCAGGCAUCGUUAUCGCCACCGUUUACGCGCUCCUCAUCACUGCUGGACUAAUUGGUAAUGUGACGCUCAUUAGGACGUUUUGCAUCGUAAAAUCCAUGCGCAAUGUGCCAAAUCUCUUCAUGUCGAGUCUCGCUCUCGGAGAUGUGCUGCUGCUGGUCACCUGCGCGCCCGUGGAUGCCAGCAAGUUUCUAGCGGACGAGUGGCUUUUCGGGCGGAUGGGCUGUAAACUCAUCCCGUUCAUCCAGCUGACAUCGGUUGGAGUCUCGGUGUUCACGCUCACAGCGCUGGCAGCGGACAGAUACAAGGCCAUCGUCAAGCCAAUGGAUAUCCAGACAUCUAAAGCCUCGCUAAAGGUCUGCCUUAGGGCUGCGUCAAUCUGGCUGCUCUCCAUGAUCCUGGCCAUUCCUGAGGUGGUGUUCUCUGAUCUACACUCCUUCCACAUCCCAGAAACCAAUGAGACUUUUAAAGCAUGUGCUCCUUACCCUCACGCUGGAGAUCUGCACCCCAAAAUCCAUUCCAUGGCCUCCUUCCUUAUUCUGUACAUCAUUCCUCUUUUCAUUAUUUCUGUGUACUACAUCUUUAUUGCCAGAAGUCUGAUUCAGAGUGCGAUUAACAUGCCUGUGGAGGGAAAUGCGCACAUUCGGAGGCAGAUUGAGUCACGGAUACGGCUUGCCAAGACCGUGCUGGUGUUUGUGGGUCUCUUUGCCAUCUGCUGGCUUCCGAACCAUGUGAUUUACCUCUACCGGUCCUACCAUUACACAGAAGUGGACACCUCAAUGGCCCAUUUCAUCUCCAGCGUGUGCGCACGUAUCCUUGCCUUCACCAACUCUUGUGUGAAUCCCUUUGCUCUCUACCUGCUCAGCAAAUCCUUUAGAAAGCAGUUCAACAAGCAGCUUUGCUGCUGUUGCCCGUCCAUCUUGACGUAUUCACAAACCGCUAGGCGUAACAAUACACGACAGAGUUCAAUCAAAAGUACCCAGAACCACUCUGUGGCCAGCUUCAGCCUUGUCAAUGGCAAUGUUGUCUGCAAUUAGAGCUUAACUACUUCUUCUACAGCUCCAUUAUAGAAAGAGUUCACUCAAAAAACAAACAAAACAAAACAAAAAAAUGUACGUCUUGUUUAAAAUUUUACAUUUGCAACAGCAGGCAGGUUUGUUGAGUAAUUAAUAACAGAAUUUUCAUGUUUUGGUUGAACAGUUCUUUUAAAAGUUAAGUUGUAGGAACCACAUAAAAUUGGGAAGGUUUUUUGCCUGUUGAUUAUUGAUGGAUUGGAUUUUGUAUUGUAAUAGGUGUUUGUUCUUUUCUCUCUGAAAGUACAAAUGAAAAUACAAUCAAAAAUGAGGACAAUGGAACAUUCUAUGGUCUUUCGGUUAUCUGUAACUGAAUUCUAACUCUGCUGCAAUCAGUGGCAGCAUUUCACUAAACCACAGGGAAACGCUACCCCGGUUGCAAUCAAUGUUGGUAAGUAAAGUUGUUAAUUAACUGUUAAUUAACGCAGUUUCAAUGAUAUUUAAAGAUAAAUGUCUAUGUCUAUAGUAAAUGUGCUUAAACUGAGAGGCACAUGGGGCCUGCAUGUGCACAGAUGGGAUUUUUGUUGUUGUUAUUGUUGCAAAAACAAAACUGAAAGUUCAGACCUGAAACAAGGACUCCCUGGUAGAAAAGAUACUGUAUCUCAACAGGACCUUCAUGGUUAAAUAAAUUAAAUAUUAAAAAAUACAUUACUUGAGACGUGAGACUCUUCAGAUCAAACAAUGGAUGAGAGAAACGGUAGACUUGAUCAGAAUGGAGGUGUCUCUAGACAUGUUUGAAACAUUUUAAAACAUGAAAAAAGCAAAAAAGUAAUGACAUGGUCAAAGACAUCCAUCUUGUGUACGUGAACAAUGUAAAAAUGUAAAAGUGUGGUGAAUAUCGCAACUAUUUUAGUGAAUUGGUGGUUAAUUUGUAUGAAUUUGAAUGAUCUUAUUUGUAUUUUCUUGUGUAUUAAUGAUAUCCAGAUUAUCCAGUGCUAUUUGUUCUCUAUGUUCUUAAGUAUCUUGAUACUAUGGGCCAGAUUUACUAAACCGGGCAAAUCAGUGCUUGAGCGCAAUUUCAUAAAAGCACAGAUGGCAGGGAAAAAUUCUGCGGAUGCUUUACUAACAAUGCGCACAUUAAAGAACACAGACGCAACCAGAUUAUUUCCAUAAUGACCAGCGGAAUCUACCAAGAGCAGCGCAAAUACCAGUAAAUUGGCGAGUGCAAACAUUAUUAAAUUGUGUUGCGUGAUUAAUUUUAAUACUCUCCUCCCAUAAAUUAAUAAUAUAAAAAUUAACUGUCCACGCCUUUUCAGCGCUAAUGCUUUAAUGCGCAUCUUUAGUAAAUCCUGACAGUAGGCUAGUAGGCCUAUUUUAACACCAAAAGAUGGUUUGUAAACACAAGCUGUUUGUAAAUCUGGCCCUAUAUGGUUUACCUACUGUAUAUAUUAUAAAUGAUUAUAAUUGCUUUUGAAUAUGAACAAAACUAGCAUCCUUUAAAGGAAAAAUUAAAGAAAAAAAAGAUAAUUGGCUAAUGUUUUGCUGUAUUAUUUCAUCAGUAUUGUGUACAAGGUAAAUCCUGAUAGGAAAUGGGCUGGAUUUGCUGAAGGACACAUGCUUUUGUGGUGCCUUUAGGGGAUAAUUCUUAUUUUCUUCAUUGCUGUUUUGUGACUCGGCCCUUCAUGAUGCUUUUUUAUUGUAUUUGCCAAAGAGCAUAGUAGCAAAGUGAUGGAGCUUUUCAUUUUGUAGAUGUCGUAGACUGCUGUUCUUUUAUCUAAAAAGGUGAAAAGAAAACUUUUCGACCUGUAAUGAAGUUAAUGUGCAAUCAUGUUGUUGAUGUUGUUGUUGUUGUUGUGGACUUGUGAUCGUUUCACAUGAAGAAACUCAAGUGUAUUUGACUUUGUGAAUAAAAUGGUGCAUUUACCCGCUAAAAUA
Messenger RNA from Cyprinus carpio (common carp), 3153 nucleotides. Its product is annotated as gastrin-releasing peptide receptor. Lineage: Eukaryota; Metazoa; Chordata; Actinopteri; Cypriniformes; Cyprinidae. Gene Ontology annotation, cellular component: membrane. Gene Ontology annotation, biological process: G protein-coupled receptor signaling pathway. Gene Ontology annotation, molecular function: G protein-coupled peptide receptor activity. The record is from RefSeq and is a predicted model, not a curated record.